Molecule: messenger RNA, 2002 nt
Organism: Aureobasidium pullulans EXF-150
Lineage: Eukaryota; Fungi; Ascomycota; Dothideomycetes; Dothideales; Saccotheciaceae
Product: oxidase cueO precursor
Exons: 5
Coding region: 35-1966 (643 amino acids)
Molecular function (GO): copper ion binding; oxidoreductase activity
Source: RefSeq, a predicted model, not a curated record
UCUCAUUCCACCUCAUCACAGCCUCAGAAGUACUAUGCAUUCACUUCUGCUGCUCAGUCUAUUCGCGUUGGCUGAUGCCAAGGGCUGGUUGUCUCCAGUCUAUCAAAACUUCUUUGAGUUUCCUCUGCCAGUCCCUCCUACCGCCAAGCCCGUAAAGUCGUACGACAACAUCGAUUACUACGAGAUAGAUAUCAAGCCAGUCGAUAUCGAGAUCUAUCCUGGCAAGAAAGCACGCCAUGUUGGAUAUGACGGAAUUGUGCCCGGUCCUACCUUCAGGAUGCAGCAAGGUCGUGAAGCUGUUGUUCGAUUCAUCAACCAUGCCGACCGUGCCAACUCAGUCCACCUUCACGGAUCAUACAGUCGCGCUCCUUUUGACGGCUGGGCUGAGGACACUACAGAGCCUGGACAGUACAAGGAUUACUACUAUCCCAAUGCACAAGCUGCGAGGACUUUGUGGUACCACGACCACGCUGUUGGUCAUACUGCUGAGAAUGCCUACUACGGACAAGCAGGCUUCUACAUUCUCGAGGACGCUCAGAAGAACGCUCUCAACCUCCCCUCGGGCAACUAUGACAUCCCUCUUGCACUUGCCGCCAAGCGAUACAACGCUGAUGGCACACUCUGGGAUCCCGAAGCCAACGGUGAAACUACAAGUGUCUUUGGUGAUGUGAUUCAAGUCAAUGGUCAGCCAUGGCCAUACCUUGCGGUUGAACCUCGCAAGUACCUCUUCCGUUUCCUCGACACCUCUAUCAGUCGUUCCUUCCAGCUCUACGCUGAAGCAGACAAGAAGGUUGGCACCAGGAUCCCCUUCACCGUCAUCGGUUCAGAUGCGGGUCUUCUCGCCAGCCCUGUUGACACAACUCAAUUGGACAUCUCUAUGGCUGAGAGAUGGGAAGUUGUCUUCGACUUCUCUGCCUAUGCUGGUCAGAAUGUCACACUCAAGAACACCGGUAAGGUCGGUGCAGAUGACGACUUUGAUGGCACAGACAGAGUCAUGCGCUUCAUGGUCGGCAACUCUGUAUCCGAUACUAAGGGCAACGGAGCUCUACCUUCAACUCUUCGCACAGUACCCAUGCCACCACCAAAGACAGGCAUUGAUCGCUCUUACGAGUUCAUGCGUAGCAACGGAGAAUGGCAAGUCAACGGUGUGACAUGGGCGGACGUCGAAGACAGAGUUAUCGCCAAACCUCAACGCGGUGCAGUCGAGCUCUGGGAGUUGAAAAAUGGUGCAGGAGGCUGGACUCACCCAAUACACAUCCAUCUUAUCGACUUCCAAAUCAUCAGCCGCACAGAUGGUGACCGUGGCGUCCUUCCCUACGAGAAGACCGCUCUCAAAGACGUAGUCUGGCUCAACAAGAACGAACGCGUCCAAGUCCUCGCCCGCUACGGCCCCUGGGAUGGUCUCUACAUGUUCCACUGCCACAACCUGAUCCAUGAAGACCACGAUAUGAUGGCCGCCCUCAAUGUAACUCACCUCACCGACCUCGGGUACGAUGAGAAAACCUCCUUCAUUGACCCCAUGGACACGAAAUACCGUGCAAAGUCCUUCAAACCCGAAGAUCUCACAAACCGCGAUGGCGAUUUCGAGAAUAGCAAGAUUGAGGAAAAGUGCAAGAUGUUCCAGGACUUGGAUGCUUACAAGAAAGCCAAUGAGGUCGAGGAGAAAUUGGUCGAGUAUUGGAAGACCAAGAGUACGCUUGUGACCAAGGUCAGCAGCAGUGGUGGUGGUGGUGGAAGUUCCUCUUCUUCUUCUGGUUCGGGUGCUGUUUCCGCAUCUGCUUCUGCGACUGUGGUGUCGAGUUCUGCUUCUGUUUCCUCGGGAUCUAGUGUCACUCCUAGCAGCACUCUUGUCACCUCGGCGAACAAAGCUAGCUCUACCAGCACGACAAAGACGACAAGCAGUUCCACCAAGAGCGAUGACAAGGGUGGCAAGAGUAAGACAUCGUCGUCGUCGACAAAGAAGUAGAUGCUCAUACUUGUCCUGGAUUAUAGGCGUUUUUGG